AUGGCUAAAAUGCGAGCUUUUGUAACGGAUGGCAAAGGAAGCGGCUCCGUCCAGUUGGUUCCUCGUCCAAGCCCGCGAGAAGGGGAAAUUCUUGUCAAGAUUCACUACGCGGCUCUGAAUCCUGGUGAUUGGAAACUCGUUGAAGGCGAUGUCUUGGACGGACCAGCACAGCCGGGUCUCAUUGCAGGCUGUGACUUCGCCGGUACAGUCGAAGACCUUAACGGUUCAGACUGGAAGAAAGGCCAGAGAGUUGGUGGCUGGGUUCAUGGCGCAACCUUCGAAGGUGUUGGAUCUUUUGCAGAGUACAUGAACAUCGAGGCAUCACUCGUAUUUGCCGUGCCCGACAACAUCAGCUUGCAGCAGGCAUCGACUAUCCCGCUCGCUUUUGCGACGGCCACGCAAGCUAUGUAUCAACACUUGUCCUUACCUGAGCCCUACCAAUCCAGGGAAGACAGAGUGGACUUUCUAGUGUAUGGUGCUUCCACGAGUGUUGGACUGUAUGCUGUGCAACUUGGCCGGGUCAGCGGUCUUCGUGUCAUCGCAGUGGCCUCGUCCAAGAACCAUGACCUCCUCAAACGGCUAGGUGCUGAGGUCACAGUCGACUACCACGAUGAAGAUUGGGUUGGCCGUGUCAAAGAGGUUACUUGGGGGAAAUUGAAAUAUGCCCUCGAUAACAUUGCAGAUGGAGGUUCUGCAGAGAAAGUAGCCCACUGUCUAGCUCACAGCGCAGGGUCUCGCCUGAUUUCUCUAUCGCCACUCGACAAAGAGUCUCUUCGCGCUGUCAAUUCAUAUGUCAAAGCUGAGUCAAUGCUCGCUUUUACAGUCUUUGGUAGGGCGUUGGGUGAGGAAUACACUGUGUUUGAUAAUACAGGGCCCGAGACGCCUGGCGAGAAAAGUGCCUGGGAGAAGUACCUACGACUAGUAACCGGGAUGCUGGAGAGGGGCGAUCUUGAGGCGAACCCUGUAGUAAAAGUUGGAACUCUGGAAGAUGUCAUCGACGCUUUUCGAUUGAGCAGAGAAGGGCAGUUGUCGGCUACCAAGGCCGUUCUGAGGGCUGAGGCGGAACUUGGAAAGGAUGGGUAUAAGUGA
Fusarium verticillioides 7600 is the source of this 1089-nucleotide messenger RNA. RefSeq lists its product as hypothetical. The record is from RefSeq and is a predicted model, not a curated record. The transcript has a single exon. Gene Ontology annotation, molecular function: oxidoreductase activity, acting on NAD(P)H. NCBI's taxonomy places the organism in Eukaryota, Fungi, Ascomycota, Sordariomycetes, Hypocreales, Nectriaceae. Bases 1 to 1089 code for a protein of 362 amino acids.